Messenger RNA from Mycotypha africana, 1463 nucleotides. RefSeq lists its product as uncharacterized. The record is from RefSeq and is a predicted model, not a curated record. The coding region runs from base 51 to 980 and encodes 309 amino acids. The transcript is spliced from 3 exons. Gene Ontology annotation, molecular function: protein binding; cysteine-type deubiquitinase activity. Lineage: Eukaryota; Fungi; Mucoromycota; Mucoromycetes; Mucorales; Mycotyphaceae.
AUUUCUUUGCUUUGCUUUUCCCAACCUAGCAACGAAAUUUAGAUUGGCCCAUGCGCUUUCAUGAACUGAAUAAUGAGUUACUUAUUUCUAUUGCAGGACACUUACAGGAUGAAGAUCUCAAACACUUUGCCCUUGUGUGUCGGAAAUUCGCAAUGGUCGCUUGCAGCGAUGUGAUUUGGAAGGAAAGAUUGUAUAAUCAGUUCGGUAUUACUUAUAAACUACCAACCGAACAGUGGAGAGAUAUGUACAAUCGCAAAACUGAGGAUCCCGCCCAUGCUCGCAUAUGCCCUCACAUCGGUUAUGUUACGCCGAAAAUAUUGGAGCCUUAUGCAGCUAAAUACCAAACGAUCUUGAACUGGUUGGAUAAAAAUCUAAACUGUGCUACUUGUCGAACCAACUGUGCCGAUUCAGGCUUGUGCUUAUAUAUUUGGAAGAAUAAUGUUAGACAUCGUUGUAAGGAUUGUGCCUAUAGUUUCCACAAAGCAGUCGAAGGUCAUGGCAUUCUAUUUCGUAUGAAUGUUUUGCAAAUGUACUGCUUCGAUUGCAAACGUCUCCUGGGGGAGACUCGUGGUGAUUCUAGUGAAGCACACUAUGUAGAUAUGUUAUUGGAAACGCUGACACACGACAGCGAAAAAGGAAAAGAGUCUAUGAGGAAAAGGGAGCAGUGCAUGAAAGAAAGAUUACUUUAUGCAGAACAUGCAGAUAGAGCGUCAGUCGUUGCCAACGGAAAGUACUAUUUUGUAGAAAGAGUAUGGCUUAUAUCAUGGUUCUUGCGUCUAUGUGAUGGUAAAAUUGGCGUAGGUCCGGUUGCUAAUGAUGAACUAGAAGAUCCUAACAGAGAAGGCAAACUAAACCCCAAUUCACGGCCAAGAGGGAACUUCAAAGGAGGCUUUUCUAUUGUGUCUCCAUUGUUGUGGAAUUAUUUGGUGGAAACUUAUGGCCUUUCAGGCGGAACUUAUACCUCAGGUAUAUUGCAAUAAGAAAAAGCAUUGAUGACGACUAUCUUUUUUCCAUUCGCUUACUGACUUCUUUCUGUUUACUGCUAUUACCCGGCAAACAAAGAUGAUACUACAGGCCCAGAAUACUUUGUCUUGAAUGAAUCCAUUGCCAACUGGAGAUUAAAUUAAUAUAACCAUACACCCCCUUUUUGUAAAUAGUGUUAGAAAAUUUUGUUCACUUUGCCUACAUCUCUUUUUAUGCUCUACAAUGUUUUGCGCUUGUCAUUCAAGAAUUCGCUUUUUCAAUUUUUUUUUUCUUGUAUAUUUAAUGAAAAGCAAAUGGAGAUUUGCUUCAUUUUCACUUUUUUGAAUACAAGACCGUAAUUGUGUGCCUUUCAACGAAAUUUUUAAUAUCCACAGUCGUGACAUUUUUGAUUUUCUUAAAGUUAAAAUCCGUGGAUGCUGAGAGGUUUCAUUUAUGGAUACAUUGGACUGAUUUGGUACACUAUUUAAAAAGUUAACGAA